AAUAACUUUCUACCAGAACCAGAAAAUAUUAUUGAAAAUGGAUGUUUGGAAGAUGAUUAUAAGUGGCAUCAAACUGGUCUUACGGAUAAUAAGAUGAAUGAAGAUAAAGAUCUUGUUAAUUCACUUCAGCCUAUUAAAUUAUGUGAAUCGGAAUCAUCAGCAUCUGAUAACACUCUUCAUACAAUUGAUUUUCGAUAUUUACCUCGCUUCCGUAUUUCUAAUAUAUUUACGCCUAUUCUACAAAAAUCUAAGAAAAAUAAAGUAGCUAAUAAUAUUGAAUCUCAACCAGCCAUUGUUAAUCUAUAUGUGACAAAACGUCAUGGACGGCCACUUAAACAAUUCAAGA
This is a messenger RNA of Racocetra persica, 346 nucleotides long. The record is from the annotation of a GenBank genome assembly. Lineage: Eukaryota; Fungi; Glomeromycota; Glomeromycetes; Diversisporales; Gigasporaceae.